Molecule: messenger RNA, 2706 nt
Organism: Penaeus monodon (black tiger shrimp)
Lineage: Eukaryota; Metazoa; Arthropoda; Malacostraca; Decapoda; Penaeidae
Exons: 2
Coding region: 387-2435 (682 amino acids)
Cellular component (GO): extracellular region
Molecular function (GO): chitin binding
Source: RefSeq, a predicted model, not a curated record
UAAAAGAAAACAAAACACAAAUAAAUGAAGAUAAGGGAGGAGAAAUAGAGUUAAAGGUAAGUGGAGAUACUAACUUCUUCGCGGAAUACGGAUUGUCUCUAGCUCUCUCAGGCAGAAAAUAAAAGCCACUUAAUUCCACAAGCCGGAAUGGAAAGCGAAAGAGAGAGAGAGAGAGAGAAAGGGAUUAAACAGGAGAGUAAUUAUGAUUAAGAAAACAAACAAACGGGAAAAAAAUUAAGUCCAUGAGAUAUCCCAAAGGAGAAUAAGGGAGGUGACAAAAGCAGGAAAGAAGAUGGGGGAGAGGAAAAGGGUGUUUUCCGUAUUUAAUAACAAGGACAAUAAAGACACAAAUGUAAGUGCAAAGUCACCCCGUCUAUCCCGCCGUUAUGAUAUAUGCCAAGGACGUGAAAAAAGGAGGAGGGGACAGUCAACGUGGAUGCAUAUAUAAGGUUGUGACGGACACAUCCAGCGUCACACGUCUCUUACGCCUCUACCUUGUCAUGGCGUCGUUCCGUGCACUCCUUGUGUUGGGCUUGGCAGUUCAGCUGUGCCCCUCCCAAGCCCACGACUCCUUAGAAGUAUAUUAUGAACUGCAACCUCCCAAGCAUGAAUAUCAACCUCCCAAAAACUACGACGCCCAGGAACCUUCUGCAACAUACGACUUUCAGGAAGUGUUUAAGAAAGACGACUAUCAGGAACAUGCCAAGGGAUACGACUACCAGGAACCUCACAAGAAAGACGACUAUCAGGAACCUGCCAAGGGGUACGACUACCAGGAUCCUCACCGGAAAGACGAUUAUCAGGAAGCUGCCAAGGGGUACGACUACCAGAAACCUCACAAGAAAGACGACUAUCAAGAACCUCUCAAGAAGGAUGGAUAUCAGGAACCUCUGCUAGUCUCUUAUCAAGAACCUCCCAAGACAUACCAAGAGGAAACUACGAAGAUAUCUUACCAAGAACCUUCUGAGACAUAUAAGGAACCACCCCAACCCUCCUACGAAGAACCGUCCAAGGCGUAUGAUUAUCUGGAACCUUCCAAGGCAUUCAGCUACCAAGAACCUUCUAAGAAGGCCGAUUACCAGGAACCUGUAAUAGUCACCUACCAAGAGCCUCCGAAGACCUCGAACAAGGGACCCUCCAAAAAGGACGGAUACCAAGGCCCUGUGAAGACUUCCUCAGAGGAAUCUUCCCAGGAGUACAGCUAUCAGGAAACUGCAAAGACAUAUGACUACCAGGAACCUCAAAAGAAGGACAACUACCAGGACUCUGCAGAGACGUACAGCUACCAGGAACCUCACAAAGGUGACUACCAAGAAUCUUCCAAGACCUAUGACGGAGAGGAAGCUUAUAGGGAUGACUACCACGUGCCCUCCAAAGCAUACAGUUAUCAGGAACCUUCUAAGGCAUUCAUCCACCAGAAAUCUACGAACUCUGAGUACCAGAAAUCACUUGAUUAUAAAUACAAGGAACCUUCUUAUGAUUCUCGGGAACAUGACGCAGCUUACCUGGCUUCACUGUCCAUCAACAUUCCGGGUGGAGGCGUGCCAGGAAAGGAUUAUCCAAUAUUAGCUACUGUGCCAUACACUGGCUUUUCAUGUGAUGGUUUGGAGUACCCAGGGCACUAUGCAGACUACAGGGCACGAUGCCAAGUGUAUCAUAUUUGCCAGAAAGAUGGGCGGCACAGUUCUUUCUUGUGCCCUAACGGGACCGUGUUCAGUCAGUGGUAUUCAGUGUGUGACUGGUGGUUCAACGUAGACUGUGAUGGUGCUCAAACCUGGUUUGUAUAUACCAGAAAUGGAAUCAUUUUGGGGAAGGAUGCAGAUUCUUCUCGGCCGGCGGGUGUGUCUAGUCGUCUGCCCCAAAAACCUCGCUCCUCUCGCGUUUCUAAAGGUCUUGUGAUCUCGAGGGAUUAUGUGCCCCCUGUGGAAUCGUCUGAGGUAUCUUACUCGGCCGAGGAAUACGACAAGAGUCUUCCUACCCCGGAGAUCUAUGAAGUGCCUCUUAUAUCUCAUAGUUCUUCCUCAGAAUAUGCCGUGGAAUAUAAACAGAGCACCACUACGAAGCCCCAUAGGAAUUAUGAACAUUCCUCGUCAGAAGACAGUUACGAGAUAGGAACCCAAGGGAUUCCCUUGGGCACGAGCCAAGAAUCCUACACCUCAAAGCCCCAUGUCAACAACUUCGCCAGACGGGUCGUUAUCAGUGUACGAAACAAACCCGACGCAAAAAAACCCACAAGCCGAUACGUUACCGACGUCGACUCGAACGAAUACGACGUCUCCACGACAGACGUUCCCCACUUCAGGCAGGGGCACGUGAAGCCUUUAUUCCGAGACUCCGUCCGGCGUUUCGAAACAAAAAGAACCACGCUUGUGCAGGGUCCUCGACGCCCUCCUCCUGAACGCAGCCUAAUCACUCUCUACAGGGAUCCACAGUAACGUACUUCGCAAACAUUCUAUGCGUACGAGGCUGAAAAGAUUAAUAAUAUACUAUGCUAUGUUGCCUGAUGAAGAUUCACACCUUCUUAGUACAUUAUAUAUAGAAGACAAGCAAAAGGAAAAAGAGAAAACGAUUCAGACACUGUUGGCUAAGUCUUAACAAAGUUGUCUUCUGAAUGCAUUUUCUGUUCGCUUAUUUUAUUUGAGUGCAGGUUUCUAUCAGUACAGGCCAUUUUUUUCUUGUAAAUUGAAAAUAAAUACACCAUAACUA